Molecule: messenger RNA, 2349 nt
Organism: Oryzias latipes (Japanese medaka)
Lineage: Eukaryota; Metazoa; Chordata; Actinopteri; Beloniformes; Adrianichthyidae
Gene: gnb2
Product: guanine nucleotide binding protein (G protein), beta polypeptide 2
Biological process (GO): signal transduction
Molecular function (GO): protein binding
Source: RefSeq, a predicted model, not a curated record
AGGAGGAGGAAGAGGAGGAGGAGGAGGCAGCAGAGAGGAAGGAAACGAGGAUAACGUCACGAAGACUCGGAGUAAAAACAGGCUGUUUAAUGGACGGACCGUGACGAGGGCUGCGAACUGGGGGUCGAUUUCUGCUCGUUUUGGACAAAGAUGUUUGUGUUCGAGUCUCCGCUGUGAAGAGGAGCGGCCCGUUUGAGCGAGGAAAACCGCGACGCACAGCAGCGGAUUUCAUCUCGCUCCUUUUCUUUCUUUCUUUGAUUUUUUUUUUUUUUUUUUGCGGGGCUCCGCUAAAGCAGGAAAAUGGAAGCGUGCGAGGCUCUCAUCGUGACACAUUGAACGUCAUUUUCUGCAAAUAUCCCCUCCUGUUCUUCAUCUUUUAAUGCUCAACGAAGACGUCCACUUAAAUCGUGCGCCGCUUCUUUUUAUUCGGGGGACGCUCCUAGUGUCAGCUGUAUUCAGAAGCAUCGGGAGAAAUUCACAGGUGAAAGAACUCAGCAAAAUUCAAAAUGAGUGAGUUGGAGCAGCUUCGUCAGGAGGCAGAGCAGCUGAGGAACCAGAUUAGAGAUGCCAGAAAGGCAUGUGGUGAUUCUACGCUGUCACAGAUGGCUGCUGGUCUGGAUCCUGUGGGUCGGAUUCAGAUGCGGACGAGACGCACCCUCCGUGGUCACCUGGCUAAGAUCUACGCCAUGCACUGGGGCUCAGACUCAAGGCUUCUGGUUAGUGCUUCUCAAGAUGGAAAACUCAUCGUUUGGGACAGCCACACGACUAACAAGAUCCAUGCCAUCCCCCUGCGCUCCUCCUGGGUCAUGACGUGUGCUUACGCCCCCUCUGGGAACUAUGUGGCCUGUGGAGGCCUGGACAACAUCUGCUCCAUUUACUGCUUGAAGACGCGUGAAGGCAACGUCAGGGUCAGCAGGGAACUACCUGGCCAUACAGGUUACCUGUCAUGUUGCCGUUUCAUAGAUGACAAUCAAAUCAUCACAAGUUCUGGAGACACUACCUGUGCGAUGUGGGACAUCGAGACGAGUCAGCAGACCACCGUUUUCUCCGGCCACACCGGUGAUGUCAUGAGCCUGUCCCUGUCGCCUGACCUGCGCACCUUUGUGUCAGGAGCCUGUGAUGCUUCGGUCAAGCUCUGGGACAUCAGGGACAGCAUGUGCCGGCAGACCUUCACAGGCCACGAGUCGGACAUCAACGCUACCUGUUUCUUUCCCAACGGCAGCGCUUUUGCUACAGGCUCUGACGACGCCACCUGCAGGCUGUUUGACCUUCGCGCAGACCAGGAGCUCAGCGUCUACUGCCACGACAACAUCAUCUGCGGCAUCACCUCUGUGGCUUUCUCGCGCUCCGGCCGCCUGCUGCUGGCAGGCUAUGACGACUUUAACUGCAACAUCUGGGAUGCCAUGAAGGGGGACCGAGCGGGAGUGCUGGCCGGCCACGACAAUCGCGUGAGCUGUCUGGGUGUGACGGAUGACGGCAUGGCGGCGUGCACGGGCUCCUGGGACAGCUUCCUGAAGAUCUGGAACUGAGCAGCCGUACACUGCCCCCACCUGUGGCCACAGGGGUGGUGCUAGUGGGGCACAGUUUGCACCCUGUAUUUCACACUGUAUGUACGAUUUGACAAACCUGUACUGUACAUAAUAUACAUGACUUAUGAGUUUACACACACUGCUUGGAAAAAAGACGACACGAAACUGACUCACGUUCACAGAACUUACGGCUGAUCAAAGUGCACAGAAGCACACGCACACAUUCACUCUGUAAAAUAACAUGUGAGACCAAAAACAGCCAAGUCUUCUUCUUCUUCUCCAAUACAUAAAAAAAAAAUACAAAACACACUUUAUCACUAUUACCUGAAUGAAGCCUUUUAAUGCGCCUGAUAUUUCUCACUGCUCCUCCAGUUCAGCAGGGAAUUGUUGGUCAGUUCUCUCUUUGUUUACAAUGCAGCUCUCCAGUGCACUUCGCAUUUCUUUCUCCACAACUUCUGUCUCAUUUGCAUCUCAGCAACGCUUACGAAAAAAAAAAGAAAAGAAACGACGUGACACCAUUAACGCUUCUUAAUAAAUAAUCACUUUUUCUUAGAUGUACCUUCACAUUACCUUCCGUACAUCUGCUCUGAGGAUUUUUAAUUUAUGUCAAUUUUGACACUUCUUCGUGUUUUCCCAGUGUGCCUCAGAUACACUGACGAUUAGAGACGAUUGAUGCAGUUAAAUGAUCUGGGGUAAAAGAGAAGGAGAAUGAUCUCAGCAGGCAGGAGCCAGUAUUUAUACUUUGACUUUGUCACUGUACUAUCUUCAUUGCUGUGGUAUAACUGUACAUAAUAUUAAUAAAUAAUAGCCACUCCUGCCA